Mirounga angustirostris (Northern elephant seal) is the source of this 3306-nucleotide messenger RNA. RefSeq names its product CWF19-like protein 2. Gene Ontology annotation, biological process: mRNA splicing, via spliceosome. Gene Ontology annotation, cellular component: post-mRNA release spliceosomal complex. NCBI's taxonomy places the organism in Eukaryota, Metazoa, Chordata, Mammalia, Carnivora, Phocidae. The record is from RefSeq and is a predicted model, not a curated record.
AAGUCAAGAUGCACAUACUCAGGCUUAGAAGAAUGAAAUGAUUUGCCCAAGGUCAUACAAAAAAGCAACUGCUGGACCAGACCAUUUGGUCUGUCAGAAAAGUAAAUGUCAGUUUUACAACAACAACAAUGGCGGCUACCAGUGGUAGAUUUGAAAAUGAGAGGAGUAUCAAAGAACAAAAAGAACAGACCAGGAUUGCCAGGGCUGAGGUGUUGUGCCAGGCUAAAGCCAAUUUUGAAAAGGAAGAAAGGUGUAAAGAACUUAAAUGACUUCGGGGUGAGGAUACAUGGAUGCUACCUGAUGUGAAUGAACGAAUUGAACAGUUCUCACAGGAACACUCUCUGAAGAAAAAGAAGAAAAAAGAUAAACACUCAAAAAAAGUAAAGAAAGAGAAGAAAAAAAAGAGUAGGAAAUAGAAGUAUGAAAAAAGCAAUGAGUCAACAGAUAGUUCAUCAAGCUCUGAAGACAAGUGGGUUGAGGCUGUCCCAUCGCAGAUUCCUGGCAGAGAAAAGGCCUGGAAAGUGAAAGGUGAAAAUUCAGAAAGAGAAGACAACCCAGUUAUUCAGAGAGAUGAGUGGAUGAUGGUUGAUUUUAUGUCUGUUAAAACUGUGUCCUUAUCAUCACCCAAAGCUGAGAAGGAGGCUAUGAGGAAAAUAGAGCAAGAGAAAACCCAAGCCCUGGAACAGUCCAGACUGCUGGAGAGAGAAUUGAAUCCAUACUGGAAAGAUGGUGGGACAGAUCUUCCGUCAGAAGACUGUAACGUGUCAUCACUUACCAAAGUUUCAGUAGUAGAAGAUGGUGGCUUAAGCUGGUUGAGGAAGUCUUACCAAAGAAUGAAGGAACAAGCUGAGAAACAGAAUAGAAAUUUUGAAGACAUUGUGGCUGAAAGAUACGGGUCAUUGGAAGUAUUUCAGUCAAAAUUAGAAGAAGCUGAAAAAACUGCAUCCACAAAAGAAGAUUAUAAAUGAGAACGGUGGAGGAAACCAGCAUACUCAGAUAAAGCACAAAGUAGUCAAGAAAGUAGAAAAUCAGACUUGGUAAAAUAUAAUAAAAAUUUAAGGGAUAGAUACAGUUCAACAGAUACUACAAACACCAUCAAUAAAGAUAAGUCUAGUGGUGAUGAAAAAUAUAAUAGGUUUGGGUCUUUAGAAACCUGUAGAAGACAAUCCAAUCCAAGGCAAAAUCAAGACUUUUCUUCUCUUGGAAAUUUGAAACCUAAAUUUUUAAGACCCUCUGAUGAUGAAGAACUGUCAUUUCGUAGCAAGGGCAGAAAUUUUGAACCUUCUAGUUCAUCUUCAGCAUUGGUUGCUCAGGAUUCUGUGCGUUAUGGUUUUCGAAAACCCACAGAAAACAGUGAAGAAAGUUCUUCAUCGUGGAGCCGAUCCAACGGAAGAGAAGGAGACAGGAAAUGUUCAUAUCGAAGAUCAUUAGAAACUAGGGGUGAUGUGGACUCUGGGCACAUUUCAGAAGAUGUGAGAGAAAAAUCACAAGAUGAAAGCCUGAGAGAUGACUCUCUGAAGAAAGAGCAUCUACAGGACACAAAGUCUCCAUUUGCCGGAGGUGGUCCUGAGGAUGAUUCCAUCCACAUCUUGAGUGUUGAUGAGAAGAAUAAACUGGGAGCCAGGAUUAUCAAGGCAGAGAUGAUGGGAAAUAUGGAAUUAGCGGAAUGACUUAAAGCUCAACUUGAAAAGGCAAAUAAAUUCAAAGGAACAGAUAUCUCAAAAGAAUCUGGGGUAGGGAAUGAAGACCAAGAAGUGAUCCUCGUCAGAACAGAUCAGUCUGGAAGAGUGUGGCCUGUGCAUACACCAGGAAAAUCUCUGGAAUGUAAAGGAGGAAGAAGGAAGAGACAGAUGGUGUGUUUAACAGGGGCUUCAACCCAUGAAGAAAAAGAAAGGGUUAGAUACUUUCAUGAUGAUGAUAAUCUCAGCCUAAAUGAUUUAGUUAAGAAUGAAAAGAUGGGGACAGCAGAAAAUCAAAACAAACUUUUUAUGAGGAUGGCAUCUAAGUUUAUGGGAAAAACAGAUGGAGACUAUUACACUCUUGAUGACCUGUUUGUCUCCAAAGCAGCUGAGAAAGAAUGUUCUGGUGAAGAGGAAGAGAACCAGUGGAGGAAAGCAAUUGCCGAGCACCAGAGUCUGGCUGCACAAAUGGAAAGAUGUCUGUAUUGUUUGGACAGCUCUCAGUUUCCCAAGCACCUCAUUGUUGCCAUAGGUGUUAAGGUUUAUUUAUGUUUACCCAACUUCCGAUCUCUCACUGAGGGGCACUGCCUGAUAGUACCUUUGCAGCACCACAGAGCGGCCACCUUACUGGAUGAAGACAUCUGGGAGGAAAUUCAGAUGUUCCAAAAAUCAUUGGUAAAGAUGUUUGAAGAUAAAGGACUGGACUGCAUCUUUUUAGAAACACACACGGGCAUGAAGAAGCAUUGUCAUAUGGUUUAUGAGUGCAUCCCUCUCCCAAAGGAAGUGGGUGAGAUGGCUCCCAUCUAUUUUAAGAAAGUCAUAAUGGAAUCUGAUGAAGAAUGGUCCAUGAACAAGAAAUUGAUUGAUCUCUCUUCAAAAGAUAUCAGAAAAUCUGUACCCAGAGGCUUACCUUACUUUGCUGUGGAUUUUGACCUCCAAGGAGGGUUUGCCCAUGUCAUUGAAUAUCAACACAAAUUCCCUCAUUACUUUGGAAAGGAAAUCAUUGGUGGGAUGCUGGAUAUAGAACCAAGACUCUGGAGGAAAGGGAUCCGGGAAAGCUUUGAGGAUCAGAGGAAGAAAGCCCUGCAGUUUGCUCAGUGGUGGAAACCAUUCGACUUCACCAAAAGUAAAAAAUGUUGAGUCAUACGUUUCAUUUUUUAAAUUUCUUCUUCAGAUUCCUUUCAGUUUUACUUCCAUUGUGUCUGACUAGACCACUGACCCUCAGGCCAGAGGGAGAGAAAGUCCCGCUCUGGGUCUCAGACACCCGGGCAUCACUGGAUCGCUUUUCCUGUCCCACCUUGUCCUGCGACUGCUUUGUAGUAACUGGGGAGCAAGACCAGAAACGGGGGGGGCCCACUCACAUUCCCGUUCUGUACCCAUGUCUUGGUGUUUUCAGCUAUGCAGUUUAAGAUGUGGAAAGACUUUUCUGAAGGAUUAUCUGGGAGGUACAGCAGAUCGUUGGUUCAGAGGGAAGUGGGUCUGCUUCAAGAUUGUGAAGACUAUUGUCUGGCUUCUCUUGAAUAUUUUAAACUGAAUUGGCAUUUUCAGUAAUAAUUGAAAUAUCUUUUCAUAGCAUUUUAUAGAAAGGCUCUUUAUUUUCUACCGGUAGUCACUGCUCUUCUUUUUA